GCCUCCGACUUCCGGCGCAGGUACGGGUCGGCGCACGCGGCCGCGAGCCGGUUGACUUUGCGGAGCCAUGGAUGGCUUCAGCUCGGACUUCGGUGGCUCCGGCGGCGGCAAGCUGGACCCCGGGCUCAUCAUGGAGCAGGUGAAGGUGCAGAUCGCCGUGGCCAACGCGCAGGAGCUGCUGCAGAGGAUGACGGACAAGUGCUUCCGGAAGUGCAUCGGGAAGCCGGGGGGCUCUCUGGACAAUUCGGAGCAGAAAUGCAUCGCCAUGUGCAUGGACCGCUACAUGGACGCCUGGAACACCGUAUCCCGCGCCUACAACUCGCGGCUGCAGCGAGAACGAGCCAACAUGUGAUCGGGAAAUGCGGUGCCUGGCCGAGCCAGUGGGCCGCCCCCACCCGUGUUCGGUUUCCAUAAAUGUGCUUUGUGAGGCAGGGGCCAGCGUGUGCGUGCUGCCUGCCGUGGUUUAUGAGGAUGAGACUGGUGCUGGGACACUUGGAAUUUUGUCCCCCUCCCCCUGGCCAGGCCGACCUCCCACCUGCCAGCGAGUGUAGUUGGGGGCUUGGGGACCCUGGAAUUUCCCACAGUGCUGGCAGCGCUGUGGCACCUUUCCUGGUGUGCCCGGGUCACCUUUAUGCCCGAGCCGUAGACUUCCUGUGGGCCUGCGGGGUGGGGAGAUGGUCAGACCCCACCUGAGCUGUGACCUCCUGGGGGUGGGCUGACAAAUAAAUGGAUGAGGGAGGGGUGGAGAGAG
Messenger RNA from Myotis daubentonii (Daubenton's bat), 751 nucleotides. RefSeq names its product translocase of inner mitochondrial membrane 13 (gene TIMM13). The record is from RefSeq and is a predicted model, not a curated record. Lineage: Eukaryota; Metazoa; Chordata; Mammalia; Chiroptera; Vespertilionidae.